GUUUUUUUUUUACUGGUUAUGGUAUGGAUUUACUAGAUCUAGAGCUAGGGUUUGGAUUUCAGAAGAUUGAAGUGAGAAGAUGCUUUUUUUCCUUUUCCAUUUUUCUUUGCAUUCAUGUGAUAUAGUUUCUGCUUCUCAGAAUAUUUCAGUAUUUGGUAGUUGCACUGUUUAGGGCUUGAGAUAUGUUGCUUUUGUCCUUCGAUUCAUUGCAGUUUUCUUGAUUUUGUAUUGUUUUAGGGCUUGAGAUCUGUUUCAGUGGUUCCUAGGGCGUUUCAAUUCGUUUCUAUGGAUAGCAUUUUCCCUUUUUCAUUGAGAUUUGCUAGAUCCAGAGGUAGGGUCUGCAUUUCGGAAGAUUAGAAUGAGAAAAUGGUUUUUCUUUGUGGAAUGAAAUGGAUCAUGUUUGUCAUUUACAUUGUGGGACCUAUGAAUAGCUUAGGAUACAUUUGAUCCAUUGAUAUAAAUGGAAAAUACUGAUUGGUUAUUGGUUUAGUGCUGUUGCCAAUUUUCACCAUUGAUUUGCCAGGAGCUAAUCCGAGAUGAGGAAUUAUAUGAUUCUGGACACAUGCAUCUAUUCUUGGGCUUUCAAUUUUUGCAUGUGGGACCCAUCCGUACAUUGAUCUUAUGGAUGGCGAUGUCAAAAUGGCAGAUGCCACAACGGCAAAGACUGAAAAAGCCUAAAACACCUACAACUCCUAGUGCCCUGACUUCUGGAUCAAAAACCCUAUUUGUUGGCUACCCAUCGUAUUCUGUCAAAAGAGCUGAUGUAGAGGAAUUCUUCAAAGCUGCUGGUGAAGUUGUUGACGUCCGAUUUGCAUCAAAUGAAGAGGGUGUCUUCGAGGGAUUCGGCCAUGUUGAGUUUGCCACUGGGGCAACAGCUCACAAGGAUCGGAACCUGGUGUGUGGGAACUUGGAUCCAAGAAUGGGGUACUACGGAGGCUGUCGUUACUGGAUUCAGUGACUGAGAAUUUUGUGAGCCUAGUUCCCGAAUUUGGGGUGUGACACAUUGAAGUGUGUUCGAUGUCAUCGAACGAUUCCGCCCAGAUUUUUGCAGAUUUGCGAAUUUGCGGGAUUUGUUUCCGAUUUUGAUUAGGAUUCUCUUAGAUGCUAUAUAUUUAGGUGUAAUCAGGAUUGAGAGGUAUCUAAGUCUUUCUAAUUUGUUCCUAAGGUUUCAAUGGCUUGUAAAGGGAGAUUUGAGGCUUGUUCAAAUCGGGUACUCUCUCUAUCUCUUGUAAUUUUUUUGCUUUCAUAGUGCUUUAUGUUGCUUUGUGCCUUGGUUUUUUCCCAUAACGGUUUUUUCAAGUUAAAUUUGGAGUGUUUGCAUUAUGCUUACUUGGUGUGAUUGGAUUACUUUACUUGAUCCAUCUCUCUAUGCUUCCACGGUCCCCUAACAAUACCUACAUCCAUGCUAAAAACUAGUUUUUUUUUUUUUUUUUUUUUCAAUGUAUCUUUUAUAAUGCCCAGUUUAGAAUUUUAUAACUUCUCUAUUAUAACCAAUUUCCUACACUUUUUUAUUUUUUAUUUUUUAUUUAUAGACAAACACUUGUACAUGUUGAAUUGCCUUAAAUUCUUUGAAGUUAACUUUCAUAAACAUUGAAUUGCCAUUGACCUGAAAAUAAUAUAUAAUAUUUAAGUUCAAAGAUUAAACUAAAAGAGAAUCUCUAUACACAAAAUAAAACUAUGGGUUUCUCAAUCAUUUACAAUAUACGGCACGGUGUAUGUCUAGAUUUG
Magnolia sinica is the source of this 1728-nucleotide messenger RNA. Its product is annotated as nucleolin 1-like. The transcript is spliced from 5 exons. NCBI's taxonomy places the organism in Eukaryota, Viridiplantae, Streptophyta, Magnoliopsida, Magnoliales, Magnoliaceae. Bases 563 to 958 code for a protein of 131 amino acids. The record is from RefSeq and is a predicted model, not a curated record. Gene Ontology annotation, molecular function: RNA binding.